Messenger RNA from Sesamum indicum (sesame), 1167 nucleotides. It is a transcript of the gene TOM20-3, whose product is annotated as translocase of outer membrane 20 kDa subunit 3. Lineage: Eukaryota; Viridiplantae; Streptophyta; Magnoliopsida; Lamiales; Pedaliaceae. The record is from RefSeq and is a predicted model, not a curated record. Gene Ontology annotation, cellular component: mitochondrial outer membrane translocase complex. Gene Ontology annotation, biological process: protein insertion into mitochondrial outer membrane. Gene Ontology annotation, molecular function: protein binding.
UCAUACUCCUCCUCCCCCGCCCACCCAUAGAAAGAAAAAGUAGACUACUGCGCCCCAAUUCAGUAAAAAGGCAAAACUGGGGUUGGUACUCUCUCUCUCUCUCUCUCAAUAAAAGCAGCACCAAAGCAAAGAGGCAGCUAGCCUAGCCCUAAUCAGUUCAGUAGUAACUGCCAUACGGUUAUAUUUUCGUUUCUCAAUCCAAAGAUCUACAGCACUUCAUAUAGGGGAGUAGAGUUGAGAGGUUAGGGCAGAAAUUUCUGUAUCGCUCCACGAUACCAUGGACAUGUCCAGCGAUUUCGAUCGCCUCCUUUUCUUCGAGCACGCUCGCAGAACCGCCGAAGCUACCUACGCCAAAAACCCUCUCGACGCCGAUAACUUGACCAGAUGGGGAGGAGUCUUGCUGGAAUUGUCGCAGUUUCAGAACGGUCCGGAUUCCAAGAAGAUGGUUCAAGAUGCUAUUGAGAAGUUGGAGGAGGCACUAGUUAUUAACCCUAGAAAGCAUGAUGCACUCUGGUGCCUCGGAAAUGCAUACACAUCUAAUGCAUUUCUCAUUCCUGAUCUUGAUGAGGCUAAGGGUUACUUCGACAAGGCUACCCAUUACUUUGAGCAAGCAUAUGAAGUGGAACCACAAAAUGAACUUUACAAGAAGUCUUUAGAAGUGGCUUCCAAGGCUCCUGAGUUACAUGUGGAGAUCCACAAGCAUGGUUUGGCUCAGCAGGCUAUGGGACAGGGCCCUUCAUCAUCUUCUAGUACGAAGCAGCAGACUACCAAGAAGAGCAAAAGUAGUGAUCUCAAGUAUGACAUCUUUGGCUGGAUAAUCCUAGCAGUUGGGAUUGUUGCAUGGGUGGGAUUUGCAAAAUCUAAUAUGCCUCCACCUCCUCCAAGAUAAGAUGGGGAAUUUGCUUUGUAUAACUUGGCGGGGACUCCUUCCAUAGGAAUUUUCCUUGGUUAGCUGAGAUAGUCAAGAAAAUACUAGUUUCUCAUCAACAUAAUUUUGACUAAAAACCGUCUGGUACUGUAGCCAAUCAAAUAAGGAAGUCUCGAUAUUGUUUUGCUUUACUUUAUUUUUGAUUUGUUCAAGUUUUUGAAGCCUUUUUCUUUCUUGGUAACCUCUUGACAGAGUUGACAUGCUUAUUACGCGUCUUGCUUACUGGAAUGUUGCUGUUA